Molecule: messenger RNA, 2322 nt
Organism: Silurus meridionalis
Lineage: Eukaryota; Metazoa; Chordata; Actinopteri; Siluriformes; Siluridae
Gene: serinc1
Product: serine incorporator 1
Exons: 10
Coding region: 95-1474 (459 amino acids)
Cellular component (GO): membrane
Source: RefSeq, a predicted model, not a curated record
UGAAAUAUCCACAUUAGUGUGUGUGUGUGUGUGUGUAAAAACCCAACACCGCAGCCAUGUUCAGUAUUUUGCCUUCAGACGCCACAGUGAAAACAUGGGAGGUGUUCUUGGGCUUUGUUCUAUGGCGAGUUGGAUCCCCUGCCUUUGUGGCAGUGCUCCUUGCCUUCUGUGCAGAUGUUGCCCCAGUGGAAACAACUCCACUGUCACACGGCUGAUCUACUCCUUCUUCCUGCUGCUGGGAGUGGUCAUCGCCUGCAUCAUGCUCAUGCCCGGCAUGGAAGUGCAACUCAAGAAGAUUCCAGGCUUUUGUGAAGGCGGAAUGGGAUCCUCGAUCCCGGGCGUGAAAGGCCACGUGAACUGCGACGUGCUCGUGGGCUACAAGGCCGUGUACCGCGUGUGCUUUGGCAUGGCCAUGUUCUUCCUCCUCUUCUCUCUCAUCAUGAUCAAGGUUAGGAGCAGUCAAGAUCCACGAGCUUCUGUGCAUAACGGGUUUUGGUUCUUCAAGUUCGCUGCCGCCACUGCGAUUACCGUCGGAGCCUUCUUCAUUCCUGAGGGUCCUUUCACAACCGUGUGGUUCUACAUCGGCAUGGCUGGCGCUUUCUGUUUCAUUCUCAUUCAGCUGGUGCUUCUGAUUGACUUCGCUCACUCCUGGAAUGAGUCCUGGGUGGAGAAGAUGGAGGAGGGAAACUCUCGCUGCUGGUAUGCAGCUCUUCUGUCUGCCACAACCCUGAACUACGCUCUGUCCUUGGUGUGUGUGGUGAUGUUCUACGUCUACUACACCCAUACUGACGGCUGCACCGAGAACAAGGCCUUCAUCAGUGUCAACAUGCUGCUAUGUCUGGGAGCCUCCUUCAUGUCCAUCUUGCCCAAAAUUCAGGAGUCACAGCCCAGGUCUGGACUCCUACAGUCCUCCGUCGUCACGCUGUACACUAUGUAUCUGACUUGGUCUGCUAUGACUAAUGAGCCUGACCGCAAAUGCAACCCGAGCCUUCUUGGUAUUAUUGGCCUGAACAGCACCACCCCAGCCGGCAAGGGCCCCGUGGUUCAGUGGUGGGACGCCCAGGGCAUCGUGGGCUUGAUCCUGUUCCUGUUGUGUGUUUUCUAUUCCAGCAUCCGCAAUUCCAACAACGCUCAAGUCAACAAGCUGACGCUUACCAGCGACGAGUCUGCUCUGAUCGAGGACGGUCCAGCAGCGGAGAAUUUAGACAGCGAAGACAAUUCGGCUCGGGCCGUCGACAACGAGAAGGACGGCGUCACUUACAGCUACUCCUUCUUCCACUUCAUGCUCUUUCUGGCCUCUCUGUACAUCAUGAUGACUUUGACCAACUGGUACAGCCCCGACUCCAACCUCGAGGCGAUGACCAGCAAGUGGCCGUCGGUGUGGGUGAAGAUCUCGUCCAGCUGGAUCUGUAUCUCGCUAUACGUGUGGACCCUGGUGGCUCCGCUCGUCCUUACCAACCGCGACUUCGACUGAUGACUUGAGAAAGAAAAAGAAAGGCAGACCUUGCGCUUCAUCAUUGUGAAUAUCCACCUGUAAGCGAAGGUCGAGUCGGUUGGUAACUGUACAUAGCUGAAGCCGGUGCAUUCCUGUGUGGUUAACCUGUUUUUGUUUGCACGUAUAAUGUAGUGGUAUUUAUUUGUGCUGUAUUUUAGUGUAAGCGCUCAGAACAAAUUAAACACGAGUACUGACUAAUCCACGUGUACGUUUUCGCUCAGAAACGAAAUUCGAGUAACUCUGGUUCGACAGUACAUGUUGAACCAUUGGCCAUAAUUUAUUCAUUGACGCUAUAGGAACCACACGCGCAUCGUUUUGUGGACAUUUCCCGCAGAGCGCGCGUAAGAAUUCAGUAUUGCACAUUUAGCAAGUCUCAACGCUCAGCCUCUUGAUUGUGUUUUUCAUUCCUAAUCAACUGCACCGGAACCCCGACGUCGAGGAUUCUGAUCUCAUGUGAAAUACUGUUUUAUUAACAUCGGUGUUGCGUGUUUCCGUGCAUGGUAAUGAAUUCCCAGGCUUUUAGUUAGGACUGUAUAACGCCACAGUGCUCAUCCUUUUGCAACUUGCACAGAGUAGUCCAGUUUUAUUGUGUUUGAAAUAUUUUUUUGCACUGUUUCAUCGCUUUAUAAACUCACGAUAAGAUGAUACAUUUUGUCACGUGCUUCACUGCUAUGCCACGUGAAUGUUUUACCAGCCUGCUGGAGGUCAUGAUCUCAUAGUCUCUGUUAAGUAACAUUAUAGGCAUUGAUUCCUUGGUGUUUUUUUGUGUCCUUUUGACAAAUGCAUUGUAAUCUAUCUUGUCUUAAUUAUUAAAGGUUUAAAGCCCC